Striga hermonthica is the source of this 1473-nucleotide messenger RNA. Lineage: Eukaryota; Viridiplantae; Streptophyta; Magnoliopsida; Lamiales; Orobanchaceae. The record is from the annotation of a GenBank genome assembly.
AUGGAAAUUCAUAAGAUUGCAAGAAUACUUACAGUUUUUUAUUUCAUUUACAGCUCUAAUGGGCCGACUGGAUUUACGAUCCAUGGACUUUGGGCAGAUUAUAAUGAUGGAGCCUGGCCUUCAUGUUGUAGUGGGAAGAAAUUUGAUGCCAAAGAGAUUUCUACAUUGCUUGAUGCUUUGAAUAAAUAUUGGCCAUCGUUAAGCUGCGGUUCUUCAUCAAACUGCCACGAAAAACAUGGAACUUGUUCCUUUUCAGUUACUGGCGAUGAAUACAAUUACUUCUUGACAGCACUUAAUCUUUACUUCAAAUAUAAUGUCACUGAAGUUCUGAGAGAAGCUGGAUAUGUAGCAUCUAAUUCUGAAAAGUAUCCUUUGGGAGGCAUUAUUACAGCCAUUCAAAAUGCUUUCCAUACAACCCCUCAACUCCAAUGCUCGGGUUUAGUAGAUUCAUGUAAUUCUCCCAUCAACCUCCAAAGCUCUAAUUUUCCCUUUGAUACCACUUCUCUCCAAUGUGUCUCUGUGUGGACUUCUCAAAACUUCAUCCUCAGGUACGCUCAAGCGUCACAAAACGUGUGGAACUUUUUGCUGUCAGCACCCAACCAGAAUGCCUACGUGGCCAUCGGGUUUUCGCCCGACGGCAAUAUGAUCGGGUCGAGAGCCAUUGUCGGGUGGGUCGGGUCAGACGGGGUUUCCACCAUGCGAAAAUACUUUUUAGGAGGGAAAUCGCCAAAUCUUGUCACGGUCGAACAACCUAACCAAGGCUUAUUGCAAGUUGGUAACCAAUCCAUGGUUGUUCAGUCGAGUCAAAUAUACAUGGCCUUUCAGUUGCUGAGCGACUCGCCCAGCACGCGUCUGAUAUACGCAAUCGGGCAGACGGGUCGACUGCCCGUCGGCCCGAACUAUCAAUUGUCUCAACACCAAUCGAUGAUUUCCACGGUUCUUAAUUAUGCCACAGGUCAAUUUCAAUCACAAACAAGCACAGAAUCAAGCCUUCGAAGAAGCCAUGGGCUGCUGAACAUGUUGGGCUGGGCUAUUUUGAUGCCUAUCGGGGCAAUGGUAGCCCGAUAUAUGAGGAAAUGGGAUCCCAUUUGGUUUUAUUCUCACGCUGCCAUUCAGUCAUUGGGCUUCAUAUUGGGCCUCAUUGGUAUUAUCUGUGGUUUGGUCUUGGAAAAUCGCCUCAAUGUCUCUGUUAACAGGCACAAAGGCAUUGGUAUUACCAUCUUCGUGAUGGGUUGUCUCCAGGUUAUUGCAAUAUUGGUUCGACCGGACAAGACGUCUAAAGUGAGGAAAUACUGGAAUUGGUACCAUUUUGGUGUGGGAAGGGCAUUGAUAUUUUUGGCAGCAGUUAAUGUGUUUUAUGGGAUCCAUUUGGGCAAUGCAGGAUCCAGUUGGAAUGCUGGUUAUGCUGUUGUUCUUGUCACCUUAUUCAUAAUUGCUCUUAUUUUAGAGCUGAGGAGGAUCUUUAGAGAGUGA